CCAACCACAACCUCCCAGUUUCAUCAGAAUUAUCCUACCAAGGUGGAGACUGCCAUCAACCGCCUGGUCAAUUUACAUCUGCAGGCCUCCUACACCUACCUCUCUCUGGGCUACUAUUUUGACCGUGAUGAUGUGGCUCUGGAGGGCGUGGGCCACUUCUUCCAUGAGUUGGCAGAAGAAAAGUGUGAGGCGGCAUUGGAGCAACUCCUGAAGAUGCAAAACCAACGCAGCGGCCGCUCCCUCUUCCAGGACGUGCAGAAACCUUCUCAAGAUGAGUGGGGCAACACCCAGGAUGCCAUGGAAGCUGCCUUGGCCCUGGAGAAGAACCUGGACCAAGCCAUUUUGGAUCUUCAUGCCUUGGGCUUUACCCGCAAAGACCUACAUUUCUGUGACUUUCUGGAGAACCACUUCCUUGAUGAGGAGGUGAAGCUCAUCAAGAAGAUGGGAGACCACUUGACCAAUCUCCACCAUCUGGCAGGCCCCCAAGCUGGCCUGGGUGAGUAUCUCUUCGAAAGACUCACUCUCAAGCACGACUAG
This is a messenger RNA of Sciurus carolinensis (gray squirrel), 537 nucleotides long. RefSeq names its product ferritin light chain-like. Gene Ontology annotation, molecular function: ferric iron binding; ferrous iron binding. The record is from RefSeq and is a predicted model, not a curated record. Gene Ontology annotation, cellular component: cytoplasm. NCBI's taxonomy places the organism in Eukaryota, Metazoa, Chordata, Mammalia, Rodentia, Sciuridae. The annotation marks the transcript as partial. The transcript has a single exon. Gene Ontology annotation, biological process: intracellular iron ion homeostasis; iron ion transport.